CCCGCGCCGCGGGCCCUUGGCUUUGCCCUUCGCACGGCAGGUGGCGGGGCCAGCGGAGAAGGAUGCGCGUCUUCCCGUGGGGAUUUUGGCUGCUGUGUGUCGCCUCCGCCCCGGCUCGCGGUGACAGCGGCAGCAAGGCGAGGAGCUGCGCCGAGGUCCGGCAGCUGUAUGGAGCCAAGGGCUUCAGCCUCAGCGGCGUGCCCCAGGCCGAGAUCUCCGGGGAGCACCUGCGAAUCUGCCCACAAGGCUACACCUGCUGCACCAGCGAGAUGGAGGAGAACUUUGCAAACAAAAGCCGAAGUGAAUUUGAAGCCAUGAUGAAAGAGGCUGGUCGCUCUGUGCAGGCAACCCUAACAGCACAGCACAGAAGCUUUGACAGUUAUUUCCAGGAUUUGUUGAACAAGUCAGAAAAGGCCCUUUAUGAUGCCUUUCCAAGCAUGUACGGAGAGUUGUACACCCAAAACGUGAAGGUGUUCAAGGACUUGUACGGCGAGCUGCGCCGCUACUACCGCAGCUCCAACAUCAACUUGGAAGAGGCCCUCAAUGAGUUCUGGACACGGCUGCUGGAGAGGCUCUUCAAGCUGCUGAACCCCCAGUACCACAUCACGGACGAGUACCUGGACUGCAUGGUCAAACACGCCGAGCAGCACAGACCCUUCGGGGAGGUGCCCAGGGACCUGAAGGUGAAGGCAACGCGAGCCUUCAUCGCGGCGCGCUCCUACGCACAGGGCUUCCUGGUGGGCAGCGACGUGGUCAGAAAGGUGUCUCAGGUGUCCCUCAGCCACGAGUGCACCCGUGCCAUCAUGAAGCUGAUGUACUGCCCGCACUGCCGGGGCAUGUCCAGCGUGAGGCCGUGCAACAACUACUGCCUGAACGUGGUGAAGGGCUGCCUGGCCAACCAGGCCGACCUCAACACCGAGUGGAAGUACCUGAUGGAUUCCCUGAUCGGGGUGGCCGACCGGAUCGACGGACCCUACAACGUGGACACUGUGAUAGGCACCAUCCACAUGAGGAUCGCUGAAGCCAUCUCUAACUUGCAAGAAAACAAAGAUUCAAUCACCAGCAAGGUAUUCCAAGGCUGUGGAAAUCCCAAAAUCAGCACAAAAGGCUCCAGCAGUGAGGACAAGAAGAGACGGGGGAAGGUGACAUUGGAAGCCAAAUCCUCUGCACAGGCACUGGAGAUGCUGGUUUUAGAUGCCAAAGGCAAUCUGACAGCUCUCAAGACAUACUGGAUCACCCUGCCCAGCAGCCUGUGCAGCAAAAAAGUCAUGGCCAGCUCGGCGUCGGAUGACAAAUGUUGGAACGGGAUGACCAAGGGCAGUUACCUGCCCGAAGUGAUGGGGGAUGGCUUGGCUAACCAGAUUAACAACCCAGAGGUGGAGGUGGACAUCACCAAGCCAGACAUGACCAUUCGCCAGCAAAUCAUGCAGCUGAAGAUCAUGACAAACCGCCUGGGCAACGCCAACAUCGGCAAUGACGUGGAUUUCCAGGACACAAGUGACGACAUGAGCGGCUCCGGGAGUGGGGACAGCUGUCCUGAUGACGUCUGUGGCAAAAGACUUUCUAAGAGCCCCAGCACCAGGCAGCCAGAAACACACGCCAUUCCCAAGCAGUCUGGACACGGCGUCAAUGGGGCCAGCAGCAGAUCCUUGCCUUCUGCCUCCCUCCUCCUCCUCCUCUCGCUGGCUGUCAUCGCCGCGCAGCAUUUGUGGCGGUAACUCGCUGGCACGGCCAGGAAACAGACUGCGGCUGAGGGCUUCACUUUGCCAAAACCAACCAACCAACCAACCAACCAACCAAAGGACAUAUUUAAUUCACCUUGGCAAAAAAAAAAAAAGGAAAAAAAAGAAAAAAAAAAAAACAACUACGAAUCCAAACAAAAAAAAAAGGGAGGAGAAAAAGGUUUUCAGAAGGUUUCAGUUGUUCGCUAUUUCUGGCAGUGCUCGAGCUGUUUUCUUCUUUCUUGGUCUUUCCCCAGUGCUGGGCCCUUCUUUCCAUACCUCACUGUUUUACUUUUGUUAUCGCCACAAACUGGCUCUUGGGGCUGGAACAAGCCUUUGCAGAGGGCUCCAGGGGAACUCUGCCGAGCCCUCCGAGGGCAGCCGUGCCGCUGCCUCCCGUGGAAUAUGCAAUUGCCCUGCCCUCGUUCCCCGGUGCGGGCCGGAGCGCCGCCGCCGCCGCCGAGACGCCGGGAUCCUCGGCACGGCUCACGUGCUGCAUUCAGGGCUCUCGGGGUUCUUCCUCUGUGCUUCCUAGCUGGGCAGAGACGGCCCUUCACUUCCAGUGGUGUACGUAGGAGCGUGAGCAGGUUUGGUGGGUUGAGCGGAAAGAGUUUGGCUGCGGCUGUUGGACCCAAAAAUGCAGAGCUCCCUUUUUCUUUGGAAAGGUCACAAGUGGGUUUCUUGACUAGAGCUUGUAGCUGACGACAAUUUGAAAUGUAGGUUUCCUACAUCUAAGUGACUGGGAAUGAGUGUUAGGGGUUGGGGUUUGGGGUACUUUUUCUUUGCAUGCUAGUUGGAAAGCCAUUUUUUACCCAAGUAACAAUGGUCCAAUUCUACCUGCAGUGCAGUACCGUUGUAGGUAACAGAGAGAUGCAAACGUGCACAGUGGGAUUCUCUGUGUGACACACAGUUGUGCUGCCUCCUCCUUCUCUGGCCCCAGCCAUAGACAGGAAUUCGGGUUUUUUUCUGGUAACAAGAGAGACCAGAGAUGUUUUAGUGACUGGAGCUUUGGGACUGGUUGUGCCCUUUCAAGCAGCUGCCUCAGGGCAGAGGGGGGCUCGUGGGGAUCCCUGUGGGCGCUGGGUCCCUACCCAGAGCUCUGGCUCAAGGCAGCAACCAGCAGGGGGAAUGUGGGGAUGGGACACAUUUUGUUUGGGAUUUCUUUUUACCUUUGGCGUUUGUUCCAGUUGCAUCGUAGGUUUUUAAUGGGUUCCCACUUUCCCUGUUCCUUCCCCAUCAUCCAAUACACCUUUUGGCUCAGGGGAGGGCCUGAGCCUCACCACUCAGCAGCCUUUGGGUGAUGUGGGCAGCUGCCCUAACCCCAAAUUGCUUGGUGGGGUGGGCUCUGUGCCAGGUUUUGAGGCUGGGGGUGGUGAGAGAAGUUAUAAAUGUCCUCAUGUAGCUGCAGGAGUGUCUGUGCUUGUUAGGGCUGUGUGUUUGGGGCCUCCAGAGGCUUCUGUGCCUGAUGAGCAGCGAGCGUGGGCUGGAGCUGUAGGUGUAGAGACGUUGGAUACAACACAGUCACUGUGACACACAGCUGGGCUUUGAGCUUCAGACAGGUUUGUAUUGGAGAGAGAGGGAGCGCAGAGCUGGGCCUGCCUCCUGCUUUUGCACAGCAUUUGAGCAUUUCUUCUCUGUCUUGCAGAGGAGAUGUGCCUCUGGGCUGAGCAAACAUUAUGGGGUUGGGGGUUGGCUGUUUUCUAAGAAAGGGAAAAACCCACCCAUUUUUAACAUUAGCAGUUUCUAAAGUGUGCAAUUUAAGGAAAGAUGAAGACAUGAGCCAGGUAAUGCUGGAAGUCAGUUCAUUUCCUGCCCUCCCUGGGGCCUGGUGGUGGCACUGAGGGUGUCUCAAACUAGGCAGGAUUUUAGGCCAGCUUUCACCAGCCUCUCCAAGUCACAGUGAUUAGUGGAUUAAUGUCACUGACUGUGCAUCCUUUCUGCCUCUCACCUUCUUGUAAGGCAGAAUCAUACCUGACCUGGUUGGGUGUCAGAAAUGAACACUGGGGUGCUGGACAGCAGCUGAAGGACAGACAGUGCCACUACACCCAUCAGACCCCUUGAGAGGAUAAAUGUCAAUUGUGGUCUUGUCUAGGUUUAUUUACUCCUAGACAUAUAGCAAAUUCACAUGAUUUUUACUGCUCUAAAGAGUUCCUAUCUUUUCUUUUUAAUUUUUUAAAUCAAAAUUGCAAAUACAAAUUUAACCUUCAGUUACAACAAUCCCCACAACCAAUCCUGCAGAAGCUUGACAUCCAAAGCGAAAAAAAAACCAAACAAAGCAGGGGAGGGAGAAAGAUAUUUACAGCUAUUAAAACAUUGUACCCUCUUCAAAACACAGUUGGGUUGGGGUUUUAGAUGCAGAGGUCAGUGUUUUGCUUUGCAGAAUGGGAGCUUGAAAGCCACUUCCAUUUCUGUGCAAUUAAUUUUUGCUGUCAGCCUCUUAUCCUCAAAAGCUUCUUAUGGGCCCCUUCAUAUCUUAAAUGUGAAGCCAGGAAUUCACUGAUUAUCCAGUUAAUAUUUUAACAAUAUAAUAGCCCAAACUAGUGGUUCUCUUACAAGGAAAAAAAAAAUCUGAUAGUGCAAAUUAAUAAGGCAAAACCUCAAAGGAACAGUAAAAUCUGUUGUGCAGGGGCAAGUAAAAUCUGUUAUGCAGCUCCAUCUCCGGGCUGAGGUUGAGCUCCCACUUCCACAUCCUGACCCUGAGGGUGGCAGCUUCCACCUUCCAGAAGCCUGGCCAGGGUGAGAGCAGGAUGCAGCCUGAGGUGGGGGCAGUGCAGGGGGCUCGGUCCCCUCUGCCCAGAGAUGCUCCGUGGUGGUGGUGACGCUUCCUCCUCAGCCCUGCAUCCGCUGGGGGUGAAUUUCUAUCUCUCCACGGCCAGCCUCCACUGCUGCUUUUUGUCGGUCCCUGGUUACUCAGUUUUUCUGUUCUCUCUUGCCCUGAAGUUGUUUCCCCAGCUGCUGCCAUUGAGUGGCCUGGGGCUGUGUUUGGCCCUGCCACCUUCCCCAGGAGCUGCAAUGGCCGAGAGCCCCCAGGAUAUCCACUCGCAACUAAAGCAAACUGUAAUUACUGCUGACUAAACAACCACUGCUGUGGCUGAACAAGCUGAAAUCAACCCAGGUCCAGACAAGUCCCAAGCCUGUGGUCGGGCUGGUGCAGAACCUGGGGCCUUUCAGUGCUUAUGAAUGACGUUUCCUGGGCUGCUGCCUGCUGGAAAACACUGUGACACACCUCCCGUGGCUGGUGGCUGCUCUGGGUUGGCUGCACGAGGAGAUCUCUGAGAACUGGGCUGGCUGGGGAGAAACACCUGCUUCAAUGUUAUCAAGAUGGUGGUCCAUGGUGUUCUGGUGUGAAAAGGCCUCACACUUGACAGGGCCGUGGAGGGGGUAGUGGUGUAGGAAAAAAAUAUUUACAAAGGCCCCGUCCCUGGGAAGGGGAGAACCAUAAACGGCGGAUUUCCAAGUGUCUCUGUCUUUCAGCCUGCUCUUUGUGCCAUAUCGUGUAUGUUUUAAACAAUGGUGAGGGUCUCAAAAGGCUUCGAGAGCACAGCUACUUCUCAUUUACAAAUGACAAGCUGCCUGUUGUUUUCUGGUGGGCUUGGUAGAGGCUAAGGUAUAGCAGAAUAUCUAAAAGUCCACCUUUGCUUUAAACAGAUGCAUUUCUAUCUGCAGGAGUAAGAAUUAUUUCACUUAUCAGCAUAGCUGGACAGUUAUCUAUUUCUUUCUGUUACCAAGGUACUUGUAACUCUCUUGCACUGUUUAUCUAAAGUUGAAAUAUGUUCUUUGAAUCCUUGUAUAAAUAAAAAGGCUGGAGACAAA
This is a messenger RNA of Hirundo rustica (Barn swallow), 5534 nucleotides long. It is a transcript of the gene GPC1, whose product is annotated as glypican 1. Lineage: Eukaryota; Metazoa; Chordata; Aves; Passeriformes; Hirundinidae. The coding region runs from base 63 to 1718 and encodes 551 amino acids. Gene Ontology annotation, cellular component: plasma membrane; extracellular region; synapse. Gene Ontology annotation, biological process: cell migration; regulation of protein localization to membrane; negative regulation of fibroblast growth factor receptor signaling pathway. The record is from RefSeq and is a predicted model, not a curated record. The transcript is spliced from 9 exons. Gene Ontology annotation, molecular function: fibroblast growth factor binding.